AUGGGCUGCCAGCAGCCCGAGCCUGCCGCGCUGCCCGCCGCCUGCACCGACAGCACCCGCGCGAGAGAGCUGUACAAGUACUUCCAACCGCCGCGCGUCCACCAGAACCUCGCCUCUACCCUACCCUCGGCCAGCCCGGACACGGUGCUCACCGCACAUGCCCAGCUCGUCGCCUGGCGAUUGAAUGUCCAACGCGUCCUCAUCAGUCUGAUCGACCGCGAGACGCAGUACUUCGUGGCCGAGAGCACCAAAACCCUCGACCUCGCCGACAGCGACCAGAGCGAGGUCCCCGAGGAUGCCAUAUGGGCCGGCGGGCAGUGCAAUUUGAGCGUGCCCAAGCGCGGCCGCUUGUGUGAACACACGCUUGAACAGGUGCCGAGUGCUGAUGGCACGCCUGCUUCCUUCGAGGUCCUGGACCUUACCAAGGAUGGCCGAUUCAGUUCGUUGCCAUUCGUGGCUGGCGAGCCGCAUUUCAGGUACUAUGUUGGUGUACCAUUGAAGACGAAGAAGGGCAUCCCGAUCGGCUCUCUUUUUGCCAUGGACGUCAAAGUGCGCGAGCCGCUCAAGACGUCGGGUUUGAAAUUUCUGACCAUCAUGGCGAGUAAUGUCAUGGCCCAUUUGGAGCUCAUGAAGGAGAAGGAAGACCGCAAGCGCGCCGUCAACAUGAACAUGUGUCUUGCCGCCUUCGUGGAUCCUGAGCACCCGCUCCGUAAGCGUAAGCGCACCGUCAGUCACCAGAGGAUGCGCAGUCACAAACUUGCGACCUUUGCCGAGCACAAGGCCGCCCUGAACGUCAGGGCAGAAGAAAGGAGCGAGUCCAUUGCAAGUCCGAAAUUGCCCGGAACACCCAGGUCAACGAGGAGCAGCCGCCGUAGCAACGGCUCCAGGAAACAAGACGCGGAAGCCGCGCAUUCCGGUGGCGAUUCCGAAAGCGAAACGAACUCCAGGAUCGGUGACACUGAUCACCCUGAGACGUUUGAGCGCGCCUCAAAGGGCUUGUUCGACUCCUUGUCGUUGCGCGGUGGUGGAGGCGUCGUUUUCAUGAGCACUACCGCCGGCCUCCGUCCAGAUGGCAUGCCCAUACCCUCAGCAAAACCUUCCCUGGACGAUUUGAGAGAGGUUUCUAUGCAGCACCGGGACUCCGUUGGCAGUCUGACUGAAUUUCCCAUGGAGAGCGCACCGUCCCACGUGGAUUCCGGCCAUUCCGUGGACAUCCUGGCCCAUGCGGUCUCGCAUCCCAGCCAUCACGGCGAUCAAGAGAGCGAUCAGCAAGAUGUCUCACCACUCUCGCCCGACGAACUCACAAAGCUGAUCCGGCGUCACCCUCGAGGAAAACUCUACAGCUUUGGUGACGAUGGUCUCAGUCAGGGCUCUUCAGGAGAGGAAUCGCACCCAGCAGAUUACUCGCCACUUUCGCCUGGCACCAAGCGAAGACCGCCAUCCAGAAGUGAGGCCGCCAUACUCGCCAAACAUUUUCCAGGGGCACGCCAGGUCAUUUUCGUUCCUUUCUGGGACGUUCAAAUCGAGUCAUGGGUCGCAUGCUUUGCUUACAACACUUCGGAUUUCCGCACUUUCGGCCACAACCCGGAUUUCCUUCAUGCCAUAGCUUUCUGCUGCUGCAUCAUGACCGAGGUUGCCCGUCUUGCAACCCUGGCUUCGGAUCAGCAGAAGAGCGAUUUCAUCGGAUCAAUUUCGCACGAACUCCGCUCGCCCCUGCACGGCAUCCUGGCAUCGUGCGAAUUCCUGGAAGACACCGACUGCUCUUCGUACCAGAAGUCGUUGGUAUCAACGGCCGAUAGCUGUGCGAGGACGCUUUUGGACACCAUCAACAUGGUCCUGGACUACUCCAAGAUCAACUCGUUUGAAAGGAACAUUCGGAAAGCAAAGAAAUCGCGCAAGGACAUGAGCACGCAAAACACGGUACAUCCGGCAAUGCAACAACCGUCGCUGAACAUCUAUGACGCCGUCGACCUCGCAGCCAUAAUGGAAGAGGUUGUUGCUGGCGUGGCGUUAGGUCACGCUUUCCGAGACAUUACCACUUUCGAAGGGCCCGAUGACAAGCUUCAAGGCACGCCCAACCGCAAUCUGGGUGAAUUGGAAACCGCCGUCUCAACAGUAGCAACGAGACCAGCCGUCGAGAUUAUCAUGAGCAUCGAUGCAUGUCGGUGGGAUUUCGUUACACAGCCAGGGGCGGUCAGACGUAUCGUCAUGAACCUUUUCGGUAAUGCGAUCAAGUAUACCCGACAGGGCUUCAUCCGUGUGAGUCUAAGUGCCAAGGAUAUUAGGGAUCCGCCGCCGCAAAGCGUGAACGGCAGCCAGGACCCUCCUGCCACCAGUAUCGUCACUCUGACGAUAUCCGACUCUGGACAAGGUAUCUCGCCCGAGUAUCUCAGGACCAAGCUUUUCACCCCCUUCGCCCAGGAAAACCCACUCAACCCCGGAACCGGCCUCGGUCUCUCUUUGGUGAGAUCUCUCGUCGAUACUCUCAACGGCGACAUCAACGUCAGGAGCGUGCUUGGGGUCGGCACAGAGGUAGUGGUGACCUUACCGAUGGUCAAGAGUGGUGGCAGCAGUGGCACUGGCUCGACCACAACGCCUGCAUCAGUGCCUGCUUCAACUGUGAGCACCACGGGCACGGGGAGCACGGGGAGCAGCGGCGUCCACCGACCCAUUCACUCUUGUCUAAACUCCGUCAGGCUAGCUGCGUCAGGCAUGACCGCAGCCCUGUUCAGGCCACCGGACUACGAGAAACUUACCAACCCUCUCACCGCCCGUGCGUUGGAAAUUUCGAGCUCAGCACUCGAGGGUUUCCUGAGAGACUGGUAUGGCUUUUUGAACGUUGUGAAUUGGAGUCCUGAAGUCCAAGCCGACCUUAUCGCGGUUGACGAGGUUGAUCUACCAUAUCUUCUGGAGCUUUGCCCAAGCUUCAAAGGUAGCUUGGAAGAUGGACCCAUACUCCUCGUCAUCCGCGCCGGUUCUGGGAGGUGUUCGGCCACAGACCAACUGAUGAAGCACGUAAACCUGGAGUAUCUAUCCAGGCCCGUCGGUCCAUACAAGCUGGCCAAGGCUCUGCAGAACGUCAUGGAGAAACGGGCAAGGAAGUGCAACCCUGGAAGUGUCGCAGACUCCGUACUCUCGCUGGAUGCCAUGGACGAUGCUGAUGAGGUGGUGACUCACGUCGAGCAAAUAACGUUGAAUACCAGCCACAAUGGCGAACCAGAAACCAUGAAUGUCCUCCUCCAGGGGGAAAUCCUCGGCAACGACGAGAGCAUGAAUGCUCACAUGGCGCUGGACACAUUGCCUUCCCCCGAUGCCGUCCCACCCGUCGAACUAAACGAAGAAUUCCCAUUUCCCGAUCCUACACCUACACCUACACCGGCACCAGUACCCGCAAAGGAAGAUGGUGGUAUAACAUCUCCUUCCUUCAUGUCAGCCGAAGAAGGCCGGCCUCACAUCCAGCACAGCCGCACAAUGUCCUGGACUCCGCAAGAACGGCUCCAACACGAAGCGCCACAGGCUUCUCCGAUGAGCUCACAGGGCCUCAGUGUCACGACCAGUCUUCCCCCUCCUCCUACCGUGCCCGACGCCGCCAGACCCUCCAUCGCUGGCCCCGCCGCCAACGUCAGACAAUCCUCCAACGACACCAGCGGUACCAUCACGCCGAGCCGCCAAAAGAGCGUCAGCCGCCGCGGCUCCAAAACACCCACACCCAGCACCGCCUCGAACGGCGCGCGCAUGCCACGUCUGCUCCUCGUCGACGACAAUGCGGUCAACCUCCGACUACUACAGACGUUCAUGCGCAAGCGCGCGUACUCUGCCGUCUACUCAGCCGCCGACGGCGCCCAGGCCGUCGCCGUAUUCGAAUCACUACUCUUCAACACCACCCCCACCGCCACCACCACCACCACCACCACCGACGCCCCACCAAACGGCCACACCCCAUCCCCAUCCCCACCCGCCUCCCCACCACCCCCGACCCCGCCAGACAUCGUCUUCAUGGACAUAUCCAUGCCCAUCAUGAACGGCUUCGAAGCCACGCGGCGCAUCCGCGCCCUCGAGGCCGACUUCGCCGCCGCCCGCCCGCCCCACGCCCGCCCGCCGCCGGCCCUCAUCGUCGCCCUCACCGGCCUCGCCAGCGGCCGCGACCAGAGCGAGGCCUUCACCAGCGGCUUCGACCUCUACAUGACCAAGCCCGUCAGCUUCAGGGAGGUGGGCCGCCUGCUGGACAAUUGGGUCGCGAACGGCGGCGUCGGCGAGGGCAGGGACGGCGUCGCGGUCGGUGGUGCUGCUGCUGCGGGGGUGGGGAUGGGGAUCCCGCCGGCGGCGGCGGCGGCGGCGGCGGCUGUGGGGGGUAGUAGGGGGGAGGACGGCGGGGGCAUGGUGGGGAUGGGGAAGGGAGGGGCGGCGGCGAUGCAGGUGAUGGUGCCGUUUGGGCCGGUGGUGGGGGAGGUGUGA
This is a messenger RNA of Diplodia corticola, 4455 nucleotides long. Its product is annotated as sensor histidine kinase response. Gene Ontology annotation, molecular function: protein binding; histidine phosphotransfer kinase activity; phosphorelay sensor kinase activity. The coding region runs from base 1 to 4455 and encodes 1484 amino acids. The record is from RefSeq and is a predicted model, not a curated record. The transcript is spliced from 4 exons. Gene Ontology annotation, biological process: phosphorelay signal transduction system; protein autophosphorylation. Lineage: Eukaryota; Fungi; Ascomycota; Dothideomycetes; Botryosphaeriales; Botryosphaeriaceae.